Ctenocephalides felis (cat flea) is the source of this 399-nucleotide messenger RNA. Its product is annotated as glucose transporter type 1-like. Lineage: Eukaryota; Metazoa; Arthropoda; Insecta; Siphonaptera; Pulicidae. The transcript has 3 exons. Gene Ontology annotation, biological process: monosaccharide transmembrane transport. Gene Ontology annotation, cellular component: membrane. Gene Ontology annotation, molecular function: hexose transmembrane transporter activity. The record is from RefSeq and is a predicted model, not a curated record. The coding region runs from base 1 to 255 and encodes 84 amino acids.
AUGCCAUUGAAGGGAGCAUUAGAGAACUACACAUUCCUUCCGUUCAGUGUGUUCCUGGCGAUCUUCUGGAUCUUUACGUACAAAAAGGUGCCAGAAACCAAGAACAAGACAUUUGAGGAGAUUCUGGCUCUUUUCCGGCACGGAAAUGGAAGUACAGAACUGGCAGCGACUCGUAAAGAUUCAAUGUCAACGGCAAUCACUGCGGCCGGAGAAAACUCCUCCCCGGAAAAUGUUCGCCAUCAGACGACCGACUGAAGUUCCGGAACAAAUUGAUAGACAUUUACUCUAUUAUUCGUAAAUUAAAAUAUUCAAAUUUUAUAUUCGAAAAUUAAACUAUUCAAAUUUUAUAUUCGUAAAUUAAACUAUUUUAAUGUUGAAAGACACGUUUAUAUUUCCUGC